CGAGGGUGAUGCGGGUGACCAGAGGGAGGCUAGGGAAGCCCUCUUGCCGGACGGCGCGGGGUUUGGUUCGGCGGGACGGGAGAUUUGGGGAAGUUUGUCCAGCGCGGGAUGGGUGACGUAACAGGGGGCGGGUCCCGGGCGUAUAAAUACAGGCUGGCGGCUCUGGGCUUCAUUCAUAAGACUGAGAGCUACCGCGACGGGAAGGACACGCGGAGCUGGGACUCGGAGACUUGAUUGUUGUGGUUCUUCUUCUAGGGGGGGUGGGCUGUGAAGUUCGGUUUAUUAUUUUUUUUUUCCGGAGAGAAAGUUUUUGGAAGGAUUCUUCUAGAUAAUUCUACAUUUUAUUUUGGAGGACCGACUUAACUUUUUUCGUCUUCUUUAUUACUCCCCUCCCCCCGUGGGACCCGCCGGACGCGUGGAGGAGACCGCACCCGAAGCAGAUUCUGCACAGCAGGACAGCGCUUUCCGCCUCUGGGGGAGCGAUCCCCCGGACACCCCUGGGAUCUACGGAGCCUGGACUUUCGGGAGGCACAGCGGCAUCUUGUGGGGGCCUGGCCACCGCAGAGGAAUUGCACAGAAACUUUGCCAUUGUUGGAGCGGGACGCUGCCCUCAUCCCGAGUUUCCCCGGACAGCGCACGUUGGGGACGCGCUUGGGUCACCCCGGACUCGCACCUUUCUUCUUCCACCCGGCCAUAGCCUUGGCUUCCCGACGGCCUCAGCGUGGUCACAGGGGCCCCCCUGUGCCCAGGGAAAUGUUUCAAGCUUUCCCCGGAGACUACGACUCCGGCUCCCGGUGCAGCUCCUCACCCUCCGCCGAGUCUCAGUAUCUGUCUUCGGUGGACUCCUUCGGCAGUCCACCCACCGCCGCCGCCUCCCAGGAGUGCGCCGGUCUCGGGGAAAUGCCCGGUUCCUUCGUGCCCACGGUCACCGCGAUCACAACCAGCCAGGACCUCCAGUGGCUCGUGCAACCCACCCUCAUCUCUUCCAUGGCCCAGUCCCAGGGGCAGCCACUGGCCUCCCAGCCCCCGGCCGUCGACCCCUACGACAUGCCAGGAACCAGUUACUCCACGCCGGGCAUGAGUGGCUACAGCAGUGGCGGAGCUGGUGGCAGUGGUGGGCCUUCUACCAGCGGAACCACCAGUGGACCUGGGCCUUCCCGCCCUGCCCGAGCCCGGCCUAGGAGACCUCGAGAAGAGACGCUGACCCCGGAGGAGGAGGAGAAACGAAGGGUUCGCCGGGAACGAAACAAGCUGGCGGCAGCUAAGUGUAGGAACCGUCGGAGGGAGCUGACUGACCGGCUCCAGGCGGAGACAGAUCAGUUGGAGGAAGAAAAGGCGGAGCUGGAGUCGGAGAUCGCCGAGCUCCAAAAGGAGAAGGAGCGUCUGGAGUUUGUGCUGGUGGCCCACAAACCGGGCUGCAAGAUCCCCUACGAAGAGGGGCCCGGGCCGGGCCCGCUGCCGGAGGUGAGAGGUUUGCCGGGGUCAGCAUCCACUAAGGAAGAUGGUUUCAGCUGGCUGCUGCCGCCCCCGCCACCACCGCCCCUGCCCUUCCAGACCAGCCAGGACGCACCCCCCAACCUGACAGCUUCUCUCUUUACACACAGUGAAGUUCAAGUCCUCGGCGACCCCUUCCCCGUUGUUAACCCUUCGUACACUUCCUCGUUUGUCCUCACCUGCCCGGAGGUCUCCGCGUUCGCCGGCGCCCAACGCACCAGCGGCAGCGACCAGCCUUGCGACCCCCUGAACUCGCCCUCCCUUCUCGCUCUGUGAACUCUUUAGACACAAAACUAACAAACACACAAAGGAGAGAGAUUUGGAAGAGGAGAAGGAGGAGAGAGAGGGGAAGUGACAAAGCAGGCGCCCGGCCUCCCUGCCUCUCCUGUCUGACUCUCUGCCGCCGCUGCCAUCGGACAGGAGGACCCCCUUGUGUUUUGUGCCGCCUCUUGUUUCUGUGGCCCGGCGAGGCCAGAGAGCUGGUGACUUUGGGGGCGGGGGGGUGGGGAGGGGAUGGACCCCCCCAGCUGCCUGUUGGCUGUCUCACUUCAA
Molecule: messenger RNA, 2046 nt
Organism: Equus caballus (horse)
Lineage: Eukaryota; Metazoa; Chordata; Mammalia; Perissodactyla; Equidae
Gene: FOSB
Product: FosB proto-oncogene, AP-1 transcription factor subunit
Biological process (GO): regulation of transcription by RNA polymerase II
Cellular component (GO): nucleus
Molecular function (GO): RNA polymerase II cis-regulatory region sequence-specific DNA binding; DNA-binding transcription factor activity, RNA polymerase II-specific
Source: RefSeq, a predicted model, not a curated record